Messenger RNA from Diuraphis noxia (Russian wheat aphid), 1056 nucleotides. RefSeq names its product transmembrane emp24 domain-containing protein bai. The record is from RefSeq and is a predicted model, not a curated record. NCBI's taxonomy places the organism in Eukaryota, Metazoa, Arthropoda, Insecta, Hemiptera, Aphididae.
AGUGUAAUUACUAUUACAGACCACAGGCACAAUUUAAGAUAUACUUACAUGUUACAUGGCUGUUGGCUGCAUAUUUUUAYACGAUUCGAUAAUGACAACAUCAAUUCUUAUAAAAAUAUGAGUUAACGUUACGACAAUAUGUCAAUAAACUAAAUUUAGUGGAAUUGUCGAUUUCUCGUUAUGUCUGACAUUAAUGUUGUACUUUAAGUUUAAAUACACGAAAAAAUGAUUACUACCAUCCAUACAAAAAUACAAUAGCCGAGCACAACAAAUACAAUCGAAGAGCAAAUCAUUUUUAACAUAUUAAACGAAAUUAAAGCRUUCAAAAGAAAACCACUUAAUUAUUACAAAAAAUCAAAACGUUCAAUUUUUCAAAAAAUAUGGAUGUGAAAUUAAGUUUAAUUCUUAUGCUAUCAUUGCCACUGGUAACACCUAUACGUUGGCUAAUGCAUCCGAACACACAAAAAUGUUUACGUGAAGAACUCAGACAAAAUGUUUUAGUAAAAGGUGAUUAUGAGAUUGCACCAAUUGAAGGUCAAUUUAUGGAUUAUAUUGUUAGGGACUCUAAAGGACAUAUCUUAGCUAAUAAACAAGACAUUACUAAAGGAAAGUUUACAUUUAGUACUGAAAAUUAUGAUAUGUUUGAAAUUUGUUUUACCUCUCGUGUACCUGGGUAUCAACGAGGAACUUUGCAGGAAGUUGCAUUACAUAUUAAAACUGGUGUUGAAGCAAAAACUUAUGAAGGAAUUGGAGAAGUGGCUAAAUUGAAACCUUUAGAAUUGGAUCUGAAAAUGUUGGAAGAUUUAUCAUCAUCUAUUGUUCAAGAUUUUUCUGAUAUGAAGCAUCGUGCUGAAGAAAUGCGUAAUACGAAUGAAUCAACAAGUAGAAGAGUGCAUUGGUUUAGUAUGUUUAGUAUUAUUUGUUUAUUUGGAUUGAGCGUAUGGCAGAUUUUAUACUUAAGGAGAUAUUUUAAAGCUAAGAAACUUAUUGAAUAAUAUUAAUUUGAWUCUAUUAAAAAUGUAUUUUUCUCUUACAGUCUUACAUUAAAAUAUGUAU